AAAAGGAGCAACGGAUCUUCUCUCUCCAUCAAGCCCAAGAGUUGCAAGGCUAAAACCCUACACACUCUCUCUCUCUCCUCGCCACCGCCCCGUCCUCUUCAAUCACCCCAAAUCGACGCCGAUGACGUGACCCCAUUUACCAUUCGUUUCCGUUGCCUUCCUUUCCGUCCAUUAAAUUCGCUUCUGCAGCUAUCUACUCCACUCCUCGGCCAUCUCUUAGACUCUCUCCUCAUUCGCUCACCACCUAGCCACUACUGUUGUCAUCCUUGCAGGUCUGAUGGCGGAGGACGGCACCCACCGCCACCGCUUCCUUCUCUUUCUGCUCUCCCUACUCGCGUUCUCCACCUCCUCAGCCGUUUCCCGUCACUUACCGCCGCGGAGCACCCGGUCCACUACGACAGCCACCCUCGACGUUUCCGCCACCCUAGCCCUGGCCCUCCGUGCCCUUUCCUUCGACCCCGUCUCCUCCCACCACCCCCUCUCCCAUAAUAUUUCCUCCUCCGCCAUCUCCCUUCCCCUCCACUCCCGCGACUUCCUCCCCUCCUCCGACGGCCACCGACACCCGGACUACAAGGCCCUGACCCUGGCCCGCCUCCGCCGCGACGCCGCCCGCGUCCGCUCCAUCGCGGCCCGCGCAGCCCUCGCCGUCGGCGGCGUCGCUGCUUCCGAUCUGAAGCCCAUCGCCGAGGAGAAGGCGCUUCCGAUCGCUGCCGCAGACUCGAUCGAGGGUCCUGUCGUCUCUGGGACCAGCCUGGGGAGCGGCGAGUACUUCUCCCGGGUCGGGGUCGGCAGCCCUGCCAAGCCGCUCUACAUGGUUCUCGACACCGGCAGUGACGUCAGCUGGAUUCAGUGCGCCCCCUGCGCCGACUGCUACCAGCAGACCGACCCCGUAUUCGAUCCCUCCGCUUCAUCCUCGUACGUCCCCCUCUCCUGCGAUUCCUCCCAAUGCCGCUCCCUCGACAUAUCCGCCUGCCGGAACUCCUCUUCCUCCAUCGCCGCCGCCACCACAUCCGGCAGAGGCGGUAGCGAGGGGAACUGCCUGUAUCAGGUCUCUUACGGAGACGGAUCUUACACCGUCGGGGACUUCGCCACGGAGACGGUGACCCUCGGCGGGUCGGAUCCGGUGUCCGGCGUCGCCGUCGGGUGCGGCCACGACAACGAGGGCCUGUUUGUCGGUGCGGCCGGGCUGCUCGCCCUCGGCGGUGGACCCCUCUCCUUCCCCUCCCAAAUCUCGGCCCGCUCCUUCUCCUACUGCCUCGUGGACCGCGACUCCCCUGCCUCCUCCACCCUAGAUUUCAGCGCCGCCUCCGCCGCUUCCCACUCCGUCGCUGCUCCCGCCGUGACCGCACCCCUCCUCCGCAACCGCCGGCUCGAGACCUUCUACUACGUCGGUGUCACCGGUAUCAGCGUGGGCGGUGAGAUGCUGUCCAUCCCGCCUUCGGCCUUCGCGGUGGACGAGAGCGGGGCCGGCGGCGUGAUCGUGGACUCCGGCACAGCGGUGACGCGGCUACAAGAGGGGGCCUACUCGGCGCUGCGGGACGCCUUCCGGGCAGGCACGGCAUCGCUGCCCUCGGCCUCGGGAGUGUCGCUGUUCGACACGUGCUACGACCUGUCGUCCAGGACGAGCGUGGAGGUACCGACGGUGGGGUUCCACUUCCCAGGCGGCCGGGAGCUGCGGCUGCCGGCGAAGAACUACCUGAUCCCGGUGGACGGCGCGGGCACCUACUGCCUAGCCUUCGCCCCGACCUCGGCGCCGCUCUCCAUCAUCGGCAACGUGCAGCAGCAGGGGACACGUGUCAGUUUCGACCUUGAGAACGCGUCGGUAGGCUUCACCCCCAACAAGUGCUGAGGCGCGCACUGCGCCGUGAAGUUGGUACGUUUUGAGUGUUGCUCGACGGCAACGGGACGGAAUGGCGACGGAGCAUAGCUGGUUGAUAGUGCCCCUUUAGGAGCUUCCCGUGGAUUGAGGCGAUAGAACUUAUUACGUACUGUUGUUGUCUGUUUGUUGGGGUUGUUUAAUGGUUGUUGGGGGCAAUUAAUGCCGUUAAAGGUUGGUGGA
Molecule: messenger RNA, 2059 nt
Organism: Musa acuminata subsp. malaccensis (wild Malaysian banana)
Lineage: Eukaryota; Viridiplantae; Streptophyta; Magnoliopsida; Zingiberales; Musaceae
Product: protein ASPARTIC PROTEASE IN GUARD CELL 1-like
Biological process (GO): proteolysis
Molecular function (GO): aspartic-type endopeptidase activity
Source: RefSeq, a predicted model, not a curated record